Messenger RNA from Phoenix dactylifera (date palm), 444 nucleotides. Lineage: Eukaryota; Viridiplantae; Streptophyta; Magnoliopsida; Arecales; Arecaceae. The record is from RefSeq and is a predicted model, not a curated record.
AUGGCGAACCUGGGCGCUAUGCCAGCAGAUGAAGUGCUCCAGAUGUCCCUGGCCAUCCCAACAGUGAACAAUGCUGAGGCUGCAAUAACCUCCCUAGACUCCGGCCAGCUCCCGAGACGUACCGAUAAUGAAAUUAAGAAUUAUUGGAAUACAAUUCUUAGGAAGAAGGUGCAACGAGGCAGCAGCUUGGCUCAAACAGUGCAUCAUGAACUAGAGUUGGCUCAAACCAAGGCAACAACGUGCAGCAGCAGCAUACUGAUUGAUCUGAAGGUUGAUGGAGAGAUCCAAUCGAAGGACAAUGCAGUAGGAGAUCAGAAUUGCAGCGGCGGUGCAUCGAUGCCAUCUUCAAACGAUCCCUUCUUGUUCAAUGAAGACAUGGCGGAUGGAUGGAUGAGGGGGGAAGAGAUCCAACUAGCCUUCACUUGGGAGUUUGGUUCCAAGUGA